Messenger RNA from Cuscuta epithymum, 1229 nucleotides. The record is from the annotation of a GenBank genome assembly. NCBI's taxonomy places the organism in Eukaryota, Viridiplantae, Streptophyta, Magnoliopsida, Solanales, Convolvulaceae.
GCAAGUUCCAUUCAUUAUUAUGGCUGGGGUUCACAUAUUGAAAAUCCCCAUUUAUUAUACGGAGUAAUAAUAAUAAUAUUUCUUCUUUUAUCAUAUCUGAGCGGUCGGCGAUGGAUGAUUAUGUUGGUGGUUUUUCCUAUAUUGCUACAUACUGUAUUUAAAACCUUAUAAUUACUUCGUAUUAUUUGAUUCUUGUUCUACUAUCAUCAUUUCAACUGCCCUGGCCGGGGCCUACAAACUCUUCAAUUCCCAUUUUAACACCACUAAUAUUUCAAAAAAACAAAUGACACCAAAUGACACUCCAUCCCAGGGGGCCUUCAAAGCUGAGCGGACAGUAUUAGCGGAGUUUCACACAUUGACGGAAAAAGAGUGUAGUUUUAUUUUCCGAGUCACAGAUUGGAACUAAACCCGAAAUCUCUUUUUUUUUUUGGAUGAGUGUAAAUAUAUAUUAGCACCCAAAGAAAACUGUACAUCAAAGAAAACUAAGAGCUAGAUCUCCUAAAACCCCCCACCCCUACCUAGUGUAGGUGUGAAGAGAGGUUUUUAUUCGAUCUAUAUCUAAUUCCAAAAAACAGAGGCCUAAGUAUACAAGGGAGAAAAGGGGAACUUCAUCCCAAUCUUGAAGGGACAGUACAGGAAAUUGACCCAUCCAGGGCAAAACCAGUCCAUGCGCUCGUUCGCUGCGGGGAAGCGGAUGACGGCGUUGGGAGGAAAGCCGACGGAUGUUUGGAUGAGUUCGACUUGUUCUUCGGUAAGUUUCGCUUGCUUGGCGCUUCUUGGUUCAAAAAUGUGUUGAGGAAUGAACACUUGAGAAGCCAUGGAAGCGGAAAGAAACGAGGAAGAUGGAGUGACUCUUGACAGGGAUGAAGAUUUCGAAUCGCAGGUGAUGAUGGCACCGGUUGAGUGUACAAGUAGAAGUCUUUACGAAGCCCAAGACGUAUUAAUUCGAAGGAAAAGUUAUCUGGGUCGGCUUCAACUGUUCCUCCGAAUUGGGGGCAAUUGUUGGGCCAGAGAAUUUCCGUCCAAUGAUACGGCCCAACAGCAGGCUAAUAAAUUAAGACAUGCGGCCCACCUUCCAAGCAGUACUGACGGAGUCCAGCAACAGAUGCAGUCCAGCUCGGCAAAGUAAAGGGAUGGAGGACCGAGUGCUAUUAAAGGGAUAAGAACGAAUAAGGCUUGGAGAAAAAGAAAGCACUUGACACGUUCAAAUGUGAGGCCACCUAUUUCGG